CCUUUGUUUUCAAAUAAAGGUUUAAACUUCUCGAAGAAUUGUCUGCGUCUCCUGUUCAUAUCAUGUAACCACAACAAUCCCCACCACAGAGAGCGGUGGAGACUCAGUGAUCGUCCUCACGUACAAAAGAGGCCGGCAGAUGUGUGGAGACCGAAGGGAUCGAGGAAAUGACGAUCGGGCAGAAACAUGUGGCUGAGAUGGAAGAGCAGCCGCCAUCUUGCUGACGGUUAGAGGGGCUGAGUGGCCACAUCCUGCUGUUUCUCACUUGAUGUUUCAGUGUUCCUGUCCAAUGAAGCCAGAGGAAUGUAAAUAGAAAUAACUGUUUAUGAACAUAGACUGAUUUAAAUGAAACCCGCACAUUUCCGGGGUGGUUCUGAAUUGUGUGUCGGGACGGGAUGGGAAUCGAAAUUAUAACUCUGAGAACUCUAUGACCUGGGGGUGGCUGAAAAGGGAUCGGGGAAGAUAUGGAGGGAAAAACUAAAUACUUGUCUAAUGGAAAUAAUAUAGGGAAAUAAUGAAAUAUUUUGGGAAAUGCGGCGGUGGGUAGGGCAAUAUGUGAAGGGGGAAGAAACAGUCACCGAGUCACGUGAUCAUGUUUCACCGCAGAUCGGUAGCAUCUGCGGGUUUGAUUCCGAUGCUCCGCCCAACGCCCGUGACGCAAUGAGCACAAUGCGCAUGCUCACAGUCCCGGGAAAGGCAGUGUUGUUUUUUCGUUCUUUGUGAAAGUUGGUUGGCGGUGUGUUCGGGAUUGGGAGGGGGUUCUCGCCCCUUUGGACGGGGAGCCGGAGGCGGAUUAUUCUCUGUGGGGCAACACCAACAAUUUUCCUUCGUUCAACCUGCAGUGAAAGGUCUAUUGGAAGAAAUACCCCAAUUGGAAGCAAACCACAGCUGAAGACGGGAACAGCAACAAGUGAACCAGCCCGAGGACUGAGAGCAUCAACUAGAGAGAACGCUCCUGACUCAUUGUUCCCAUUGAUUCAGUCAGGAGAAAGUUUGGUUAAAAAUGACAAGGAAUUUGUCUACGGGAAUGUCUAACAUAACACACACGUUUUGCUGUCUCUUUUGAUAUUUAAGAAGUGGAGCAAGGGAUUCACUCGAUUAUCCUUCCUGCUCAGACUGUGGCGAGGGAUUUACUCGGUCAUUUCAAUUGAAGGUACAUCAGCAAGUUCGCACUGGGACAAGGCCAUUCACCAGUUCUGUUUGUGAGAAAGGAUUCAGUCGUCUUCCCACCUGUGGACACACUAGUCAGAUCACACUGGGCAGAAGCUCUUCAUCUGCUGAAUUUGUGGGGAAAGAUUCAUUUUGUCAUCUAACCUAAUGGUUCACCAGCGAGUUCACACCAGAGAGCGGCCAUUCACCUGCUCAGACUGUGGGAAGAGAUUCACUUGGUCAUUCCAAAUGAAGGCACAUCAGAGAGUUCACACUGGAGAGAGACCACUCACUUGCUCAGACUGUGGGAAGGGAUUCACUCAGUCAUCCGACCUACUCACACACCAGUCAGUUCACACUGGCGAAAGGCCAUUCACCUGCUCAGACUGUGGGAAGGGAUUCACUCGGUCAUCCCAACUGAAGGUACAUCAGCGAGUUCACACCGGAGAGAGGCCGUUCACCUGCUCAGACUGUGGGAAGGGAUUCACUCGGUCAUCCCAUCUGAAGGAACAUCAGCGAGUUCACACCGGAGAGAGGCCGUUCACCUGUUCAGACUGUGGGAAGGGAUUCACUUGCUUAUCCCAACUGAAGGUGCAUCAGCGAGUUCACACCGGGGAGAGGCCGUUCACCUGCUCGGACUGUGGGAAGGGAUUCACUCGGUCAUCCGACCUACUGGCACACCAACGAUUUCACACCGGGGAGCGGCCAUUCACCUGCUCAGACUGUGGGAAGGGAUUCACUCGGUCAUCCCAAAUGAAGGUACAUCAGAGAGUUCACACUGGAGAGAGGCCGUUCAUCUGCUCGGACUGUGGGAAAGGAUUCAUUUGCUCAUCCCAUCUGAAGGUACACCAGUCAGUUCACACUGGGGAGAGGCCGUUCACCUGCUCAGACUGUGGGAAGGGAUUCACCCGGUCAUCUCAGUUACUGAGACACCAGUCAGUUCACACUGGUGACUGGCUGUUCACCUGCUCAGACUGUGGGAAGGGAUUCACUGAAUCAUCCCAUCUGAAGGUACACCAGUCAGUUCACACUGGGGAGAGGCCGUUCACCUGCUCGGACUGUGGGAAGGGAUUCACUCGGUCAUCCGACCUACUGGCACACCAACGAUUUCACACCGGGGAGCGGCCAUUCACCUGCUCAGACUGUGGGAAGGGAUUCACUCGGUCAUCCGACCUACUAGCACACCAGCGAAUUCACACUGGGUAGAGGCUGAUCACCUGCUCAGACUUUGGGAAAAGAUUUUCUCAGCCAAAUCAACCAAGUGUGCAUCAUUGAGUUCUUACCGGGGAGUGUCCGUUCACCUGCUGUGAAUGUGGUAAGCAAUUAACUCAGUAAUCAGACACAGACAUACUUUAUUGUUCUCAAGGGAAAUUGGGUUUCGUGACAGUCGCACCAACCAAGAACAGGAAAUAUAGCAAUAGGAAACCAUAAAUAAUUAAAUAAUACUAAGUAAAGUGUGCUGUUACGUACCCAGUAACUGGGUUUACAGACCAGCAGAUACGUUGGUGUCUGGUGGUUCUUUAACUAAAGGUGUUUAUUAGUAAAAUAAACCAAAGAGCAUCAAUAAUGCAAAUAUACAUAUAAAACAGGUUAGCAAUAAUAAACAAGCUCUAUCAAUAUCUAGGGGUAAAUGAAUAGUCAUAAGAGAAUAUAAAGUUCAGUUCAGUUCGUCCAUGCUGAGGUAGCUGUUGCUGUGCUGCAAUUGGAGAGAGAGAGAGGGGGGGAGAAAGCGACCAAGAGAUUGGGCAGCUGCAGCAGGCAAACCUUCUGUUGUCUUCUUAUUCCGUUGUACCAUUGUGGUCAUUCGGUUAUGACCCCUCCGUUCUCAGCUAGACUGUUCUUCAGUGGUGGACUCAUCACCCUGGCAUGACUGGACACACACACAAGUCCCCACCAGCCCUGCCGUCACACUCUGAGCCUUUGUGACCGAUCUUCUGAUUCGGUCCUCUAAGCCCCCACCUUCCUGUGGAUGCACAACACUCGGUCAGUGUCCACUGGUGUGUCUGAGGAGUGUCUCCCCAGACCCGUCUUUUAUCCCCACUGACGGGGUAUCAGCCAUCCAUCAACUCAAUAUGUCUAUGUCCAUUGAACUAGGCCACUCCUGCUGUCUCUUCAGGAAUGUUAACGAGCAAAGAAGUGUCCCUGCAGCAAAAGGUUUCAUUUACCUGUCCAUCAGUGAAGCAGCCAUAAUACCUAAAUCAGUUGUCUCUCUCUUAUCUGUAGCAGAUAUCUCUAGCUCUGUUCUUCAUCUCUCUUUCGCUCUCAUUAGCUGCAUAGUCCUCAAAGGGGGGGGGGGAAAGGGUCAGCUCUGGACCCCAUUUCCAUCAGGUCUGUUCAGCACACAUAACACCCCCACCCUUCAAAGAAUCUUCACCGGGUUGAAAAUUCACUAGUAAAGCACAUUACAGAGUCUAAUCUAAUACAGAAGUUGUCUUUAACUACAAGGAUAACACAGGUAUACUUUCAAAUUAUCACCUGGAUAAACAAUCAGCAAUUACAUUGUCAUUUCCCUUUACAUUUUGUAUUUUAAUAUCAAAUUCUUGUAACAACAGACUCCAACUUAAUAACCAUCUAUUUUUAUUCUUCAUGUUUGUCAAAAAUACCAAGGGGUUGUGAUCAGUAUAAACUAUCACUGGUUUCUAUGCUGGUCAAAUGUAGACCUCAAAUUGCUGUAAUGCCAGGGUAAGUGACAGUAAUUCUUUUUCUACAGUGGAGUUAGUUCUUAGCUUAGGUGUAUAUCACAAAGAGUGAACCACUACAUGUGUGAUUAUAAUGUAGUACAUUACAGAAGAUUGCGCAAAUAGUAAUCUCUAUUUUACUUCUAAACCUAACUUUCAGUUAACCUACUAUGAUAUCAUCUUUAACUUUCACAAGCUUCGUCCAGAAAAACAAAGCUUAUCACCGAUGUUUUCUAAACUAAGCCCAUUUUCUGAACUUCCACACCACUCAUUAAUUUUAAGCAGGUCAUUAAUUUUAUCUUCAGGAUAUUUAAUUUGAUUAGUUUCCUUGAUGACACUAGCAGAUGGUCUCUCUGGGCCAAAACAACACUUUAAGUUCUGCCUUUCCAAAUCACAUACUUGAGCAACACCACCAAGUUGUUUAUCCUUAAAUUUCAAAACAAACAUCUUGUUAACAAACCAUUGUUUAGUUAACGGUCCCUUCCCUUUGCACAACAGUCCUGGAACCAAACCCGACUUUACAUUUACUUUAUUCAAAAGUCGAGUAACACUUUUUCGCUCAGUAUCUUCAAUAACAUCCAUCUCACCAGCUUUUAUCUCAUCACUGACUUUUAAUACAAGUGACUGAGAAUCCUCACACUCUACUGGUGCCAAGGUUAACCCUUUCUUCACUGAACCAAGUGCAUCUGACCCAAAAGGAUAGCAUUCCUUUUUAACCAAAUCAGACAUUUCAGACCUUUCCUGAGUCUCCACACAAGGAUCAGUAACCUGAACACAGGCCAAUGGGACAACUGCCUCUUCUUGGCUUUCAAUACCAGUCCCAGUUUCAAAUUCCAAGUUCCCCUGAUCCUCCCAGUUACUCUCUGGGCAACUCCCAUCUGGAGUAAACUCAACCUUGCAGGCUAAAACAACCUCGUCUGCUAACCCAGCGGACUCCCUCAAGGUAGCGGCAUCCUUAUUAUCUCAGAAAGCCUUUGCAUUAUUGAGAACACACUUAAAUUCUUCAACUACAACCAGCUCUGUCAAUCCAGAUACAUCAUCCGUGUCCAACCCUGGACCUUCUAACUGCCACAUCUGUUCCUCAUCUUGGCUCUGUGCCUCCAUAAAUUCCUUGCUCACUCCAAAAUGUCCACCCAGGGGUAUCUUACGGGCCAAUUUCAAGAUUCUGUUUCUUGACAACACUGACUCUGCUUUGUCUCCCUUACUUUCCUUAGCCCCACUAUUCUCCGUUUUACCACCCUCCAACCUCUCCUGGUACAAGGCUGGUAAAAACGUCUCUGCUAAAUCAAGGUUGGACUCGGCUAAAUCAGGGGUUGUCCUAACAGCUUUCCUCGACAUUCUUCUGGUGACUGCACCUGAGGGAUUAAAUUCAGAAACUAUGGGCGGGGGCUCAGUCCUGGCAGGCUUACUCAUGAGCUGAACUGCAGAGAACACAUCCCCCCCAGCCAGGUCUUUCCCGAGUAAGACAUCUACAUGGGGUAUCGGGAGUGCAGCCCGUACCCCUGUCGUGACUGGUCCAGAUACCAGGUCACUCUUCAGAAAUACUUUAUGUAACGGUACGGCCUCAGUUCCUUUUCCAACCCCUUCUAUCACGUGCACGUCACCAGUAUCUGCCUCACUAUUGAAUUCCAAUGCUCUGCUUAGGAUUAAGGACUAAAAAGCCCCAGUGUCUCUCUAGAUUCUUACUGGCACUGGGGGUGACCCCUCCCUCACAGAUACCAACCCGGUUGAAAGGGAUUUCUCACAUCCCUCCUGAACUCGGUUUAGCUCCUCUUUUAACAGCAUUUCAACCGGCUUAACACAGCCCGUCGGCGCGGUCGCCUUUCCUUUCCCCGUCUCCUUCUUUGGAGCAAAGCACUUAGAUGCUACGUGGCCAGAUUUCCCACUGUUAUAACACACAACGCUAGGAGACCUGCCAGACGGCUUUUCCUCCUUGUCUUUUCCGGUAGACCCUGGCUUAGUCUCAGACUUAGCCGUUAGGCUUUCUCUACCACCCCUACUACUCCUGUGGUAGCACUUAUUUGGGGAAAAUUUCAUUUGAUGGGUUAAGGCAUAUUCAUCUGCUAGCUUGGCAGAUUCUGAUAUGGACUUAUUCUUCU
Molecule: messenger RNA, 5926 nt
Organism: Hypanus sabinus (Atlantic stingray)
Lineage: Eukaryota; Metazoa; Chordata; Chondrichthyes; Myliobatiformes; Dasyatidae
Product: zinc finger protein 239-like
Exons: 3
Coding region: 1318-2355 (345 amino acids)
Biological process (GO): regulation of transcription by RNA polymerase II
Molecular function (GO): RNA polymerase II cis-regulatory region sequence-specific DNA binding; DNA-binding transcription factor activity
Source: RefSeq, a predicted model, not a curated record